Messenger RNA from Alternaria triticimaculans, 1632 nucleotides. RefSeq lists its product as uncharacterized. Gene Ontology annotation, cellular component: Rad17 RFC-like complex; DNA replication factor C complex; Ctf18 RFC-like complex. The record is from RefSeq and is a predicted model, not a curated record. Gene Ontology annotation, molecular function: ATP binding; DNA clamp loader activity; ATP hydrolysis activity. NCBI's taxonomy places the organism in Eukaryota, Fungi, Ascomycota, Dothideomycetes, Pleosporales, Pleosporaceae. Gene Ontology annotation, biological process: DNA-templated DNA replication; DNA repair. The coding region runs from base 1 to 1632 and encodes 543 amino acids. The transcript has 3 exons.
AUGUCAAAAGCCGAGUCCUCCAAAGCCGCCGCCAGCAAUGGCGUCAAACCCAACCCCAAUGCGGCCGGCGGUGCAAACUACGAGCUGCCAUGGGUAGAGAAAUACCGUCCCGUCUACCUCGAUGAUGUCGUUGGCAAUACCGAAACCAUUGAGCGCCUCAAGAUCAUUGCCAAAGAUGGCAACAUGCCCCAUAUGAUCAUCUCCGGUAUGCCUGGUAUCGGCAAAACCACAUCCAUCCUCUGUCUCGCACGCCAACUCCUCGGUGAUGCCUACAAGGAGGCUGUCCUCGAACUCAACGCCUCGGACGAACGUGGUAUAGACGUUGUACGCAACAGGAUAAAGGGCUUUGCGCAGAAGAAAGUCACACUUCCUCCGGGCAGGCAGAAGCUAGUCAUCCUCGACGAAGCGGACAGCAUGACCAGUGGUGCACAACAGGCUCUGAGGAGGACAAUGGAGAUAUACAGUGCAACAACUCGAUUUGCAUUCGCUUGCAACCAGUCGAACAAGAUCAUCGAGCCGCUACAAUCGAGGUGCGCCAUCCUCCGAUACGCCCGCCUUACCGAUGCGCAAGUCGUGCGCCGCGUCAUGCAGAUCUGCGAAGCCGAGGACGUGAAGUACUCAGAUGACGGAAUCGCGGCACUAGUCUUCUCGGCGGAGGGAGAUAUGCGACAAGCCAUCAACAACCUACAGUCGACAUUUGCCGGUUUCGGUUUCGUCAAUGGCGAUAAUGUGUUUAGGGUGGUCGACAGCCCGCAUCCCAUCAAGGUGCAGGCCAUGAUCAAGGCGUGCCAUGAGCAGCGUAUCGACGAUGCUCUGACAUCACUGAAAGAGCUGUGGGAUCUGGGAUACUCGUGUCACGACAUCAUUAGCACAAUGUUCAAAGUUACAAAGACGAUUGACACGCUGAGUGAGCACGCAAAGCUGGAAUUCAUCAAGGCACAGGAACUCACAUUGAUGACUUACUACAGUCAGGAUCUACAACUCAUUAUCCAUCCCACGACCAUGUCUGAAAUGCAAGAAAACCCCACUCCUGCUGACCAAUCCUCACCGGCUGUCGCAUCGACCAUGUCUGAUGUGAAGGAAACCCCAACCGCUCCUGACCAAUCCUCAUCAGCUAUCCCCUCGGUCACGUUUGAUGUGAUAAGAACCAUUCCUGACCUCGACAAAUUUCCACUCUCGAUCGCUUAUACCCCCAAAGAGACGAGGCGACCUCCUCCCAUCGACACCUCACGUAACUCGACCAUCGACAUCGCAAAGAUCACCCCACCAGGUCAAACCGACAAGUUCCCGAAGGAAGCUCUAGGUACCUAUACACCGAAAAACGCACCCGUGACAGACGCCAUGAUCGAGCGCACAUACCAAAGCAUUCUACGAGGGGACUUCGGCAUCGAUCUCAACACGUUCAAGCCCGACGAGAACGACCCGGAUUACGAUGUACGAAGGCACUUGUCGUUGGUGCAGCUGGCGCUGUUGGCGACGAUGCAGGACGACCACCAGGACAGGAUCAUCGAGGCCAUCCGCGAUGAUGCUGAUGGUAGCAUUUUCUGGAAGGGUCCUGGUAGUGAGGAUGCUGGGAUUGGAUGGCGGAAAGAUGAUGAGGAGUUCAAGGCUGAGAUCUGUAGGCAGCGUUGA